Messenger RNA from Haemonchus placei, 243 nucleotides. NCBI's taxonomy places the organism in Eukaryota, Metazoa, Nematoda, Chromadorea, Rhabditida, Trichostrongylidae. The record is from the annotation of a GenBank genome assembly.
AUGACAGAAAUGGAGGUGGUCGCAUUCGAUUCAGCAGAUAAGGAAAAUUUGGGAGAGGUGAGCUUCCAACACUGGAGUUUAGUGCGUGAGCUGGAAGAGAUCAAGAUCAGCAUUGAGAAAAUCCCCAUUGAAAUGCGGGAAGAGAUGGAUGAGCAUAAAAAUCCGGCCCGGUAUAAGAGCAAACAUAAAGAGGCUCUGAGGCACGAGUUAGACAAGGUCUCUGAAAAUGAGGGCCUUAAUUAG